GAUUAGUCUGGAGAUUCCUCGAGGGAGCUUCGUUGCGGUUGUGGGUCCAGUGGGCUGUGGGAAGUCGUCGCUGGUGUCUGCAGUCUUGGGAGAGAUGGACAGUCUGCAAGGAAGCGUGCAAAUAUCGGGCAGUACGGCCUACGUGCCGCAGACUUCGUGGAUCCAAAACUCCACUCUCCGCAACAACAUCCUGUUUGGCUACAGCUACAACCAGAAGAGAUACCGGAAGAUUAUCGAAGCCUGUGCGCUAGUCCCUGACCUGCAGAUUCUUCCUGGAGGGGACAUGACGGAGAUCGGGGAGAAGGGAUUGAACCUCAGUGGCGGUCAGAAACAGAGAGUCAGCAUUGCCCGGGCAUUGUACGCCAACUCGGACAUCUACAUCAUGGACGACCCUCUGAGCGCCGUGGACUCUCAUGUCGGCAAACACAUCUUCAAACGGGUCCUGUCUGAUAAAGGCUUGCUGAAGAACAAGACCCGUAUCAUGACAACAAACGCAGUUCACUGGCUGCCCUUGGUGGACGUGAUCAUCGUCAUGCAGGAUGGUCGCAUCACCGAAGUUGGUUCCUACCUGGAGCUCAUGAAACGCGUGGGAAACUUCUCUCAGUUUUUGUUGACGCAUUUCCGGAAAUUUCAGGAGUCGGAAUCGGAGGUGGAUGAAGACAUUGAAGUCCGGCAGAUGAAGAUGAAAAUGUGGGAACAUGUCGAGUCUGUGACCAGUCAGUCAGAAAGCAAUACUUCCGGAGAGGAGCUGAUCAAUUUCCACCAGAACAGUCUGUUGCUGCUAUUGACUUUGGCUAUUGUUUGUGCACUUCAUUUUCCCAAAUGCCAGGUCAUGAUCAGGCACGCCGCCACGAAGAAAACAUGUUGUGUGAAUAUUUUCUGGAAGGCUUCCAAUGUGUUGGCGAGCGUGUGGUUGUCGAAGUGGACCGGUGACCCAGAUUUGCAGUCGACCUCCUUCGUCAAGAACAUGCAGAAACAGAGGCAGUACAUCAUAGUUUAUGGUGCUCUAGGGGCUGCACAGGUGAUAUUCAUCUUCGCCUACGCCUGUGUUGCUGCUCUCAGAAUGGUCACCGCUGCUGCAGGCAUGCACGCCGCGAUGCUGGACCGCGUUCUGAAAGCCCCAAUGAGCUUCUUCGACACCACCCCAGUGGGGCGGAUCCUGCCCCAGAUCGUCUUUAUGUGGGUCACCUGUGUGUUUUCUGUAGCGGCCACACUUUUGGUCAUCAGUGUCAACACUCCAAUAUUUACAACCGUGAUUGUACCGCUGUUUCUGGCCUACAUAGCUAUGCAGAGGUUCUUUGUACCCACGACACGCCAGUUGAAGCGGCUCGAGUCAGUGACGAGAUCUCCAAUAUACUCGCAUUUUUCCGAGACACUGUCCGGAUGUCACGUGAUCAGAGCCUUUGACUCUGUUGCCCGGUUUGUGCAGACUUCCACGGACCUCAUUGACAAGAACCAGGUGUUUUACUUCGCAGGCAUCAGCGCCAACAGGUGGCUAGGAAUCUGGGUGGAGGCAAUCGGCAGCCUGGUCGUGUUCUUCAGCGCCGUCUUCUCUCUGAUGACCCCUGGGAUCAACGGGGCUGUGUUGGGAUUGUCUGUCAGCUAUGCACUACAGAUCACUCAAGCGUUGAAGUGGCUAGUUCGGACAAUGAGUGACAUUGAGACCAACGUGGUCAGUGUGGAGCGAGUUCAAGAAUACUCCCAACUGGUCCAGGAGGCUGCACGUUACACGCCCCUGAGGUCUCCUAACGAAUGGCCCUACCACGGACAGAUCGUCUUCAGACAGUACUCUACUCGCUACAGGGAGGGUCUGGAGCCGGUACUCAAGGGGCUGGAUUGUGUCAUUCAGCCUGGAGAGAAGAUUGGCAUUGUUGGUCGCACGGGAGCGGGGAAGUCGUCACUCACUCUCGCCUUGUUUCGUCUGUUAGAGGCCAGCUACGGGGAAAUCAUCAUCGACAACAUCCCCAUCUCGGCCCUCGGCCUGUAUGACCUCCGGUCUAAGAUCACCAUUCUGCCACAGGAUCCGGUUAUAUUUUCUGGAACACUACGGGAAAAUUUGGAUCCAAAUUUGGAACACCUGGACCAAGAAAUCUGGACAGCGCUGACCAUGUCCAACAUGAAGCAUUAUGUGUCUGCUAUGCCAGCUGGCCUUUAUUCUGAAGUUGGAGAAAAUGGUCUUAGUUUAAGCUCCGGCCAGAGACAGCUCUUGUGUUUGACCAGGGCCCUGUUGAGACGGACAAAGAUCCUGGUCCUUGACGAGCCGACGUCAUCAGUGGACGUGGAGACUGACACCCUGGUACAAUCCAUGGUGAGGAGGGUGUUCCGCAACUGCACAACCAUCACGGUGGCGCACCGGAUCAACACGAUCCUAGACUGCAAUAGAGUGAUGGUUCUUGAAGCCGGCUCCAUAGUCGAGUACGACAACCCUCAGUAUUUGCUGCAACAGGAAGAAAGCCAUUUCUAUAAACUAGCCAAGUCUGACGGGAUCAUUUAA
Candidula unifasciata is the source of this 2494-nucleotide messenger RNA. Lineage: Eukaryota; Metazoa; Mollusca; Gastropoda; Stylommatophora; Geomitridae. The record is from the annotation of a GenBank genome assembly.